UUAUUGUUCAAAGCAUCUCGACAAAACAUAGAAGGUCAAACAACUAUCAACAAAAACUCUCUUUCUGCGUUUUCCUCAAAGAAGAUCUUUCAUGGCUACUUCUUCUUUGGCUGUGAAACCAACCCCAACGGGACCUCAAGUGUUCAUAUGCUUCCGGGGGGCAGGUGUCCGUAAACACUUCAUAAGCUUUCUUGACCCUGCCUUGAGAAAAGCGAAUAUAAACGUCUUCAUAGAUGAGGACGAGUAUUUGGGCUCAGAUUUGGUUAACUUAUUGAAGAGGAUAGAAGAGUCGGAGAUCGCGCUAGUGAUCUUUUCGGAGGAUUUCACAAGUUCGUAUUGGUGCUUGGAGGAGCUGGCAAAGAUCAAGGAAUGCAAGGAUCAAGGCCGUCUCAAAGUGAUUCCCAUCUUCUACAAAGUUAAACCUUCCGUCGUGAAAUAUCUGAAAGGAAAGUUUGGCGAUCAUUUCAGGGAUCAAAUACGCAAUCUUAGACACCAGCCAGAAAGAACUCAGAAAUGGGAGGACGCUUUAUUGUCUAUUCCUGAAUCAAUAGGCAUGCCUUUAGCAGCCCAAAGUGACAGGACCGAUAAAGACUUCAUAACCUCAAUGGUCAUCAAGAUUCAGAGAUUGGUGGAGCAUAUGGCCGUCAAAGGAAACCAAGAAACAGAAGCGAAUCUUCCAGGAGGUUCCAUCGUCCCAGCAAUGAAACCAAAAAGAGAAGCGAAUAGUCAAGGAGGUUCCAUGGUCCUUGCAAUGAAGCCAGAAACAGAAGCGAGUCAUCAAGGAGGUUUCGUGGUCUCUGCAAGGCAACUAGGAAUUGCUUUUUCCGAUAAAUCUCGAUGCUGGUCUUGGAGCAGUAUCACAGGACGUAAUGGGUUAUCCUAUAUUUUACUCUCUUUAUUAUUUACUAGGGAAAAAUCCGGGCUACGUCCGGGUAAGACAUUUGAAGAUUGA
Arabidopsis lyrata subsp. lyrata is the source of this 952-nucleotide messenger RNA. Its product is annotated as protein PHLOEM PROTEIN 2-LIKE A6. The transcript has 2 exons. The record is from RefSeq and is a predicted model, not a curated record. The coding region runs from base 92 to 952 and encodes 286 amino acids. Gene Ontology annotation, biological process: signal transduction. Lineage: Eukaryota; Viridiplantae; Streptophyta; Magnoliopsida; Brassicales; Brassicaceae.